Guillardia theta CCMP2712 is the source of this 264-nucleotide messenger RNA. RefSeq lists its product as hypothetical. The record is from RefSeq and is a predicted model, not a curated record. Bases 1 to 264 code for a protein of 87 amino acids. NCBI's taxonomy places the organism in Eukaryota, Cryptophyceae, Pyrenomonadales, Geminigeraceae. The transcript has a single exon.
AUGGUGCAGUUCUCCGACGCCAGACGUAUCCAGAAGCUCACCUCCACCUUCACCUCCGAGUGGCCCCUUACCACCAUCACCGAUGACAGCAGCGCUGAGGGCAACGAUGGUGCCUCCUGGAACUACGGCGACAACUUCGGCGGAGGAGCCUCUGACUAUGCUACCAAGCACGACAUCUUUGGCAGCUUUGGUGUGACCGACAGCGUCUACGCCAACGGUGACAUCGUCCUCUGCACUGACUCUGCCACCUCCUGCUCUGGAUAA